AAACCACGCAUUCAAUGCAACUAUUCAACUGCCAGUUCCCGUUCGAAUCGCAGCAACCAUGGAAGUGAACCUACUCUACCCGCUCAUCGUAGUAGCCAUCUUGGUGGUAAUCUACCGCCGAGUGACGAAAUACUUCGAGUACUUUCAUGACAAACCCAUCCCCUCGAUGGCCACCAAUCCGAUAUACGGCAGUACCGGUCCGUUGUAUAGGAAACAGUACUCGUUCAGCGAUUUCAUCAAGACGGUCUACGACAAAUAUUCGGGAGUCAAAGUGUUCGGACUGUUCGACAUGACGACGAAGAUGUUCGUCAUCCGGGAUCCGGAGCUGAUCAAGAAGAUCACCGUGAAGGACUUCGAGUACUUCAUCAAUCGGCGGUCGUCGUUUGGCGAAAACAAGGACAAUGAUAAUGGGAUACUGCUAAGCAAUACGUUGGUCAUGCUGAAUGAUCAGAGGUGGCGUGACAUGAGAGCGAUUUUCAGUCCAGCGUUCACCGGGAGCAAGAUGCGGGCUAUGUUUGAGUUGAUCGCGAAGUACAGCGAUGUAAUGGUACGAGUGUUGAAGGAACAAGCCAGCGAAACAGGCUAUAUGGACUACGACAUGAAGGAUUGUCUCUCGCGGGUGGCAAACGAUAUCGUUGCCACGUGUGCGUUUGGACUGCAGGUCGAAUCGCUGGAAAGCCGUGAGAACGAGUUCUACAUGAUGGGGAAGCAACUGAUGAACUUUAACAGAAUAACCGUAAUGAUACGAAUGAUUGCCUUCGGCUUGCUCCCGGGAUUGAUGGCGAAGCUAGGUUUUGAUAUUAUCGAUGCUGAGCAUAGUCGUUACUUCACGAAGAUCAUCAUGGAUGCUGUACGGACUAGAGAGAUUCAAGGAAUCGUUCGCCCGGACAUGAUCCAUUUGCUGAUGCAGGCGAGGAAGGGUGUUCUUAGGAAUCAAAAGGAGACAGCCGAAGAUAAUGCCGGAUUUGCAACCGUUGAAGAAUCCGAUGUAGGGAAGUCGGUAGUCAACAAUAAGACCAUCACGGAGACGGAGUUCGUUGCGCAGUGUUUGAUUUUCUUCUUGGCUGGAUUCGACAGCGUGUCUUCCGGAAUGGUAUUCAUGGUGUACGAGCUAGCCAUAAAUCCCAACGUUCAACGGAGAUUGUUCGAGGAAAUCAUGGAAACAAACCAUCAGCUCGGAGGGAAGCCAUUAACCUACGACACGCUGCAGCAGAUGAAAUAUAUGGACAUGAUGGUUUCGGAGUCGCUCCGAAUGUGGCCAAUACCGGCAUUCGACCGAAAGUGCGUCCGAGACUACGUGGUUGAUGAUGGCGCCGGGCUGAAGUUCACCAUCGAUGCAGGAGACUGCAUCUGGGUUCCGGUUCAUGGCAUCCACCGGGAUCCGAAGUACUACCCCAACCCGGAGAAGUUCGACCCCGAGCGGUUCAGGGACGAAAACAAAGCAACCAUUGACACGACAAUGUACCUGCCAUUUGGGAUGGGACCGAGAAACUGUAUCGGAUCGAGGUUUGCCCUGAUGGAGAUGAAAGCAAUCAUGUAUGCGUUGUUGCUGAAUUUCAGCAUCGAGAGGAACGAGAAGACACUGGUGCCGAUGCGGCUUGCCAAAGGAUUCGCCGGACUGAACGGCGAAGGAGGUAUCCAUUUGAGACUGCAACUGCGGCGGUAGGGACGGGUGUUACAUUUUGAAAAAUAAAUAUCGACAAUUUUCAA
Messenger RNA from Ochlerotatus camptorhynchus, 1710 nucleotides. Its product is annotated as probable cytochrome P450 9f2. The record is from RefSeq and is a predicted model, not a curated record. Lineage: Eukaryota; Metazoa; Arthropoda; Insecta; Diptera; Culicidae. Gene Ontology annotation, molecular function: monooxygenase activity; heme binding; oxidoreductase activity, acting on paired donors, with incorporation or reduction of molecular oxygen. The transcript is spliced from 2 exons. The coding region runs from base 59 to 1666 and encodes 535 amino acids.